CAGGACAUGAAUCGCUUUCCAUCGCCCAUCCUCCGUGUCUCCUUCGAAGGCCCGGACGUCACCGAAGAGACCCUCUAUGACCUCCUCCGCCCCUACGGUCGCAUACAAGACCUUUCCCAGCCCUCUCCUCCAACCGUCGCAGGCGGUCUCCGUUACUCCACAGUGACCUUCAGUCGCCUGCGAUCCGCCGCGAUCGCACACAACGCCAUCCACGGCCUCGCGGUGCAGCCGUCGUCCUCGGCUUCGGCGGCGAAGACGAUCCUAAGGACGACGUACCAGGCACCGGUGCAGGCGCAUGUCGUUCGAGAUUAUGUGACGAGCCACCCGAGGAUAUUUCUGCCGGUACUGUUUUUCUUACUGGGGACGUUGACGUAUACGAUAUUCGACCCAAUCCGCGUACUCAUGGUUGAGGGCACGCUCGAGGGUUGGUUCGAUAUCAAACAAUUCCAGGCGUACCAGUGGCUUCGCAACACUGCUUUGCCGAAGUUCUCUCUUUCAGUUACGGCUGCUUCGGAAGGCGAGGCCACACGAGCUCACGCGCAAGAGGCAUGGAAGGAGCGCAAGGACGCGGAGAGCGCGCUGGAGAGCUACCUCAAAGACAUGCCAAACACUGUAGCGUUCGUCUACGGUCCUCAAGGGAGCGGGAAAACGAGUAUGAUCUCGGGCCUGCUCAAGCAGUCGGGAAGGAGGGCACUGGUAAUUGAUGUCUCCGAGCUGUCGAAAGCGACGUCCGAUGCUGCGCUGCUCUCGUCGCUCGCCCGGCAGACAGGCUACUGGCCCGUCUUCUCCGUGUUCAACUCGCUCAACAACCUCAUCGACCUCGCCAGCGUCGGGUUGAUCGGCCAGAAGGCCGGCUUCAGUACCACCCUCACCGACCAGCUGAAACAGAUCCUCGAGGUCGUGGGCACUGGGCUCGGGCGCGUCAACACCACUCACCGGAAAGAGCACGACCGCGCUGUCCAGAAUGCGCAUCUGGCUGAGCUACGUCGGGAAGAGGAGGCCCGCGUGCGUGAGCGGAUCCGCGAGGGGGCGUGGCACGACGGGCGUGUGGACUGCAUUGCAGGGAACGGCGUGAUGAGUGAACUUGGCGUGGGUGACGAGGUGUUUGACCGGAAUGACGAGGGGCUGCACGUCGUAAGUGCGCUGCAGAGGGGGGAUGGAGAGAAGGCGGAGAAGGUGGAGGAGAAAAGGGGGGAGGGGAGGGAGAGGAAGGAAGCGCAGAGGAAGGAACGGAGCGCGGGGGAUGUGGAGGCGAUCGAGGCGAUGCCUAUCGUGAUUGUGAAGGGCUUUGAGAGCAAGGGUGGAGGGGCUAGCAAAGAGGAGAUGCUGGACGUGCUGUCGCGCUGGGCAGCCAGCUUGGCUCAAAAUCAGGUUGCACACGUGAUUAUCGUGAGCGAGAACCGGGAGAAUGCGAAGAGGCUGACCAAGGCUCUUCCAUCCCAACCACUGAACGUUAUUACCCUGUCUGAUGCUGACAACUCGAGUGCACUGUCCUUCGUCAAGCAGAAGCUGCAAGACAGUGGUGUGGACGCGAGGUUCAGCAAAGAGCAGGUUUCGUACAUCCAGCGGUUAGGCGGGCGGGCCAGUGACCUCGAAAGUCUUAUCCACAAAGUCCAUAACGGCCAAAGCGUACAGGACGCCAUCGAAGACAUCGUCACCCGCGGUGUCAGUGAAAUCCGCAAGAACGCAUACGGCGAGGACCUCGAGGAUGCAAAGAACCUGCCGUGGUCACGCGAGCAGGCGUGGGCGAUGAUGAAGAAGCUGUCGCAGAAGCCGGAGAUAUCGUACCACGACGUGUUGAUGGACUUCCCUUUCAAGAACGACGAAACUGCUCUCAGGCAUAUGGAGCAUGCCGAGCUCAUCGCCAUUGGCACCGAGAAUGGUCGGCCGUCCACCAUUAAGCCUGGAAAGCCAGUGUAUAGAUAUGUCUUCGAGCGGCUUGUCCAGGACCCCGUCUUCCGUGCCACGCAAGACAUCGCCUUCAAUGAGCGGAUCAUCGCUGCCUCGGAGGGUACCGUAAAGUCGUGCGAGCAAGAGCUGCUCACGCUGAAAGAUGUCGAUGCUGGCACAGCGGACUGGAUGGGCUCGCGGACAGCUGUGAGAGAUCGGAUGAAUUACCUGCUGAAGAAGAUGAGGUUAGCAGGAGACAAGAUCGAGAUGCUGGAGAAGCAAAACGCCAACCUCAGAAAGGCGUUAUCCAAAUGAGCCUUCGUCCUGCCUGUACCCGUGUUGUGUUGUUGUAGCGUCAUGUCACUUCGUACCCUGACACCCCACCACUCUAUUCCCUUAAGACAACAUGGAUGGUAUUGCUAUCGUUCAACAUACGCCAACGCCAAUAUACUAACAGUGUGAAAUAUAAUACGCAAUGCAUAGGCCGUCAGCCCUGCGGAUGUGCCCUACCUAUCUACCUAUGGUUCUGAACAAGUUGGAUGUGCGAGCCUUCAGCCCUAUUGAGAUGU
This is a messenger RNA of Fomitopsis serialis, 2459 nucleotides long. RefSeq names its product RNA12 protein-domain-containing protein. NCBI's taxonomy places the organism in Eukaryota, Fungi, Basidiomycota, Agaricomycetes, Polyporales, Fomitopsidaceae. The transcript has 13 exons. The record is from RefSeq and is a predicted model, not a curated record. The coding region runs from base 7 to 2205 and encodes 732 amino acids. Gene Ontology annotation, molecular function: nucleic acid binding. Gene Ontology annotation, cellular component: mitochondrial inner membrane.